UUUUCAAACCGUCACUACUUGAUUUGAUCCUCAUCAACCGGCCUGUUAAAACUUGAGAGUGCCAGACCCCCGGAAACCAACGACAAACCCGUCAACUCAUUCAAGACGGCGUCGCUAUAGCUUCCAAUACGACGCACUUGCAAAUCGGGUCUGCGCUCAACGGUCGCGACAACUUGGAGGGAAAUCGCUUCAAUCGUCUUUCUGAAGCGUUCGACUUGGUCACCGAAAAAAUACCCCGGGCCUCUUUUGACAACUUCGUAACCUCACAAUGCAAGCGCCCGUUCUAGUCCUCAACCAGAAUGCCAAACGUGAAAGUGGCCGCCGUGCCCAACUCACGAACAUCGCAGCCGCCCGUGCUGUCUCGGACAUAAUUCGAACCACCCUUGGACCACGUGCAAUGCUCAAGAUGAUCCUUGACGCCAUGGGCAACAUUGUCCUCACCAAUGAUGGCAAUGCGAUCCUUCGUGAAAUUGACGUGUCACAUCCCGCCGCAAAGUCUAUGAUCGAACUCUCCCGCACUCAAGAUGAGGAGGUUGGUGAUGGCACUACUUCUGUCACUGUGCUUGCUGGCGAGAUCCUGACGCUUUGUGAGACUUUUUUGAAUCGUAACAUCCACCCAACUGUUAUUGUAUCAGCGCUAUUUAAUGCGUUGGACGAUGCUGUCGUCUUUGCGGAAGAGCUUGCCAUCACAGUCGACUUAACCAACGAUGAACAGAUUUUGCAGCUGAUUCGUUCUUGCAUUGGCACCAAAUAUGUCACGAGGCACGACGAUUUGAUCGUUAACAUUGCUUUUAAAGCCGUGAAUGUGGUCCGUGUGGAUAUUGAUGGAACGGUUGUGAUCGAUAUUAAGAAUUUUGCAAAGGUCGAGAAAAUUCCCGGUGGCGAACUCUCGGACAGCAGGGUACUUAGCGGUGUGAUGUUUAACAAGGAUGUCACAAAUGCCAAGAUGCGUCGCCGCAUCGAAAACCCGCGCAUCAUUUUACUCGACUGUCCGCUUGAAUAUCGCAAGGCAGAGUCGACAACCAACGUUGAGAUUACAGAGGAAAAGGACUGGAAGCGCCUUCUUGAGAUUGAAGAAGAAUACGUCAUGGCUCUCUGUGAUAAGCUGCUGGAGUUCAAACCAGACUUGAUUGUGACUGAGAAGGGAGUCAGCGAUCUUGCACUGCACGUUCUCGGGAAACAAAACGUAUCGGUGAUUCGACGAUUGCGGAAGACAGAUAAUACUCGCAUAGCAAAGGCAUCGGGAGCUAUAAUUGUCUCUCGUGUUGAAGAACUCAAGGAAAGUGAUGUGGGUGUCGGGGCCGGCCUUUUCGAAGUCUCAAAGAUCGGAGACGAGUAUUUCAGUUUCAUCACCGAAUGCAAGAACCCCAAGGCUUGUACGAUACUGCUCCGAGGCGGGUCAAAAGAUGUUCUUAUGGAGGUAGAGCGUAACCUUCAAGACGCGAUGGCAGUGACGCGAAACAUUCUUACAAAUCCAAAGAUGGUCCCUGGAGGAGGUGCGAUUGAGAUGGCUGUAUCGAAUCGUCUCCACGCAAAAUCGAAAACGAUCACCGGAGUGAGCCAAUACCCCUAUCGCGCUGUGGCCGAAGCCCUUGAGGUCAUUCCUCGAACACUUGCGGAGAAUUGUGGAGGAAAAGUUAUUCGAGUAAUGACAGCAUUGCGUGCGAAGCACUCCGGGGCAAAAGACACGGAAAACAAAGAUUGUUCGUUUUGGGGAAUUGACGGCCUCAAGGGCGUUGCCGCAGACAUGCGAGAGAUUGGGAUUUGGGAGCCGCUCAUUGUAAAGACUCAGACAAUGAAGACCGCAGUAGAAGCAGCUGGUAUGCUCCUAAGGAUUGAUGAUAUUGUCUCUGGGCUUUCGAAAAGAAAGGAUGCGGGAGGAGCGCAGGGUGGAGCACCCGAAGAAGAGUAAAUGCGGCUCACCUUCUGUUGCACAAUCUCAACGUAUCGUGGAAGAAGAGCGAACCGUAUUGACGUCCCUCUCUAUCAUGCAGUCAUGUAAACAUGAAAACUGUUGCAUUCAGAGGCCAGCAAACUCAAUCCAUCAAGUCCUGCGCCUUGCUCAGUGUGUGACAGUUGGACACCGAGGCGGUGUGCAUAUCAUGCAUAAUUCCGUAAGGGAGAAAGUCUCGCAGUAGCCGGCACGUUGCUGGACCGGUAUACGGCAGAGUAGAGAAGUCUGCCGGUAGAACUCUUGUCCGCUACGUACUGAAUGGAGACCCCCCGCCCUCCGAGAGCGGGGACGAGGAGCGACGGUCUGCCUACUAGUUGAGUGUGCGCGCGCGGCGGCAAUCUGUCCCGAAGUUGAUCAGUACAGAAAACGUUUUCUUGUUUUUGCGUCGCACGGCGAGCACGACAAGUGAAU
Messenger RNA from Chondrus crispus (carragheen), 2365 nucleotides. RefSeq lists its product as hypothetical. Gene Ontology annotation, molecular function: ATP binding; ATP hydrolysis activity; ATP-dependent protein folding chaperone. The transcript has 4 exons. The coding region runs from base 269 to 1912 and encodes 547 amino acids. NCBI's taxonomy places the organism in Eukaryota, Rhodophyta, Florideophyceae, Gigartinales, Gigartinaceae. Gene Ontology annotation, biological process: protein folding. Gene Ontology annotation, cellular component: chaperonin-containing T-complex. The record is from RefSeq and is a predicted model, not a curated record.